CCGGUUCCGGACAAGCGCUACUCAAAACGGCCUUGUCUACAAACACUAAACUCAUUUCAGAUAUAAUUUUUGCGCUGCGCCUUUGUUUAUCACUAUGCAAAGACCAGAUUUCCGAUAUCCAGCAAAUACAGCUGGACUACUUCCGAGACCAGGAGGAUUUAGGAGUCCGCCGCCAGGUUUCGUAGGUGGACAAGGUGGCAUGUUUUCUCCCCCGCGGGGUUUUGCAGGCGGCCCACCGUCGCCAUUUGGACCGAGAUUUGGACAGUAUUGUGGUUCUCCAAAUUCUCCUCCAGGAGAAUUUAGAGGUAGUAACAAUAGUUUUAACCGCGGCGGUGGUAGCAGUGGUAAAACAUGGCAGCAUGGCGCUUCUCCAGGCCAGUACACACCACGUACACCGUAUGCAAACCAUCGCGGUAAUUCUCCUAGACAGUCGCCGUUUCAGUCUCCGAGUCCAAGACACAGCGGAUAUCAGGGCUCACCCCGGAACUCCACUCCGUUCAGGUCACCACAUGGCAGGGAAAGGGUGGCAGAUAAUGUGGAAAAGUAUUACAAACCGUCAAUGCUACAAGACCCCUGGGCUGAUCGCGAGCCAGUCUCAGUUACAGAUGUACAACAAAAAUGCGGUAAACCGCAAGCAACAAACACAGGCAGGCAAGGCAGAUACUACAACUAGAACUUUAUGGACUUCACACAUCGGUGAUGAAAUUACCUGACCGAUCCUAUAUUUUUUUUUACAUUGGAUGGCUACCAUGUGGCCUGACAGAAUUUGCGGGCUACAUGUUUGAUGUAUUGGAGUUGAUGUCAGGAUUCACCAGCGUUACAGGAAGUUGGCUUAUUGCUAUUCUAUUACCCAAAACUAUCACUGCCUUCUGGUGUUUCAGAUUUAAACUAGGGAACUUUGGCUUUGCAGUUCGACACGCAGGGUGUGUCUCGUAUGCAACCUUUCAUGAGUUGUGGAAUGGACUAGGUCCAUCUAUAAUCCUUUAUUUACAGAAUUAGUUCCAGGGCAUUUGAUUUAAUUUUAUCAUUGAUUUUGUUUUUUACCAAGACAUUUUAUGCAUACAGUAAGAUGUAUAGAGUUGGACUGUGGAUGAACCAACAAAUGGGGAAAUUGCAUUACCAGCAAGACCACUUUGUAUUGAACAGAGUUUGGCCAAGCUAUUUUAUAUAUUUUUAAGUCAUUUAAUAUACAAAACCACACGCAAUACAAUUGAUUCAACUCAGGACUUUAUAAUGUCAGGUCUUGAAAAUAUUUUCAAGUUCAGUCAUACCUGUGUGGUCGACUGAUUUAUGUUAGUUUGUAUGGUGAAGUAUCUUCUUUGUAAGGAAUUGGUAUUUGAGGAAAGCAAACCUCAAUGUCAUGUCACUGGUCAUGUAAACUCUGGCAGAGAAUUGUGUGCCACCAGUUUUUAAACUCCAUCUAAGUACUUUGUAUGUAAAUAUAAGAGUAUAUAAAAUCCGUUUCGAUA
Clupea harengus (Atlantic herring) is the source of this 1469-nucleotide messenger RNA. RefSeq names its product M-phase specific PLK1 interacting protein (gene mplkip). Gene Ontology annotation, cellular component: nucleus; midbody; centrosome. NCBI's taxonomy places the organism in Eukaryota, Metazoa, Chordata, Actinopteri, Clupeiformes, Clupeidae. The record is from RefSeq and is a predicted model, not a curated record.